AUGAGUACCGCUAUCGUUAGACCCAUGAAGCGCCCCGGCACGGGGCGCUUGGGCACCCCCGUCGAGCUCGACACUAACUUCUUCCCUGCCUCGCUCCCAUCCGGCCUCGUCAUUUCUCAGUAUGCUGUCUCCAUCUACCGCCAACCCAAGCAAGGAUCCUCUUCCGCAGAGAUGGAAAACGUCGCAUCGACACAGCCCGUCGUUUGGAACAAGGCCAUCUUCCGCGCCUUUCUCAGGCGCAACCAAAGAGCCCUCGGCCGCACCCUCGCCUACGACGGACGCUCCAUCUGUUUUGCCUCAAAAGAGGUCAGCAGGGAUUGCCUUGCCGUUAAGUUCCCUUUGACCGUCGACAGGGACGGCAACGAAGCCCGCCAGAAGCCAGGCGAAACCGCCAAAAUCGAACAAGUUGCCGUCGAGAUCAAGCACGCAAACUAUCUCAAGUUCGACGACGUCCUCAGCGGUCGCGUUGGGGAUUCUCUAUUCAACCAGUAUCUCACCGCGGUCGACGUUGUCAUUAGCGCUUCACAUAUGACCUCCCACGUCCAAGUCGGCCGUUCAUUUUACAACGCAAGCGGCGCAAAGCCCCUCGGACGCUACUCCGUCACCGCCAGCGCCUGGCGCGGUUUUUACCAGAGCGCCCGACUCUCGCCAUCAGGCCUGCUCAUCAACUUGGACGAGUCAUACACGGCAUUUUGGAAUCGCGGCGGAGAGCCGCUCAUCAACCUGGUCCGGGAUGCUAACAAUGGUAGAGACCUUAAUCCUAAAGACCCCAGGGCAGUACGCAGUAUCACUUCCACCCUCAAGGGCCUCAAGGUCAGGGCUGUGCACACUGGAAUUACCUAUCGCGUGUUUGGAUUUUCGUCAAAGGGCGCUGGACAAAUCACGUUUGAAGUCGACGGGGAGAGGAAGACUAUCGCCGACUAUUUUCAUUCGGCCUACGGCAUCAGGCUGAGGCAUCCGAAUCUGCCGUGCAUUAAGACCCAACCUAAGAAGGAGACUUAUCUCCCCAUGGAGUUGCUUGAGGUCUCGGAAAAGCAGCGCCUCAUGGGCAAGCUCUCAGAGGACCAGACGCGCAGCAUCGUCAAGAUUGCGAGCACUCGCCCAUCGAACAGGCGCACUGCCGCCGUCAACACAAUGAAGCAGCUCAACCAUAGCAACGACCCGGUGUGCAAGGACUUUGGCAUCCAGGUCAAGCCCAAAAUGAUCGGUGUUCGCGCUAGGGUAUUGCAAACUCCAUUUAUACGCUAUACAGACAAAGUUGUCAAGCCAGAGAGGGGCGCUUGGAAGGCCCCACGCGACCGCUGCCAUCAACCGGGAAACCUAUUUUCGUGGGCCGUGAUUAACACCUCUGACCUAAGGGAGAGAGACCUUGCCCACUUUCUCAAAGAGCUCUGCACACGAGCGGCCUCGGCAGGAAUAAACAUCCCCAACCAGAAACCUAAGAUCGUGCAGAUGCGCCGCAACUCGCGCGUCGACUCGGAGAUGAGGACUCUCAAGCACGACUUCGACACGAUCGAGUCGCUCCGUGUUAAGGGAGCUCGUCUGCAGCUCAUAGUUGUGAUCUUUGAUCGCCGAGACACAGAUAUGUAUAAUAGUGUUAAGCGAACGGGCGACAUCGAGUUGGGGGUACCCUCACAAGUGCUCCUGAAGAAGAACCUCAUUUCGGAUCGCGGGCUUUCCAUGUUCUGCGACAAUGUCCUGCUGAAGAUGAAUGCUAAGAUUGGCGGCGGCAAUUUUAAGGCGCUCCGAUAUCAGGAUAAGGGCAGCGUGAAGAGAAACCAUAUGACUGAUCCCACUUUUAUCAACUAUCCUCAUAUCGUGCUCGGUGCGGAUGUCACGCAUCCUAUGGCCGGCGAUUCGAAUCCGAGUGUCGCCGCCCUCGUGGGCAGUCGUGACAGCUACAUGGGGCAGUUUUCGGGCGCAAUUCGCAACCAAACCGGGCGGAAGGAAGUCAUUACAGAGCUUGGAGAUAUGUUCAAGGAGGUCUACUCGCGCUGGUAUGCAGGAUUUGGAAAGCGAUUCCCUGCAGCGGCGAUCAUCAUGUUUCGAGAUGGUGUGUCAGAGGGGCAAUUUGAGGAAGUCAUGCAAAUAGAGGUUGCCGCCAUACGCAACGCUUGCCUCCAGAUAUCAUCUUCUUGGAAACCUAAGAUUACUUACAUCAUUGUCACGAAGAGGCAUCACGCUCGCUUUUUCCCACGAUCCCAAUCAUCAGGUGAUCGCUCAGGAAACAUUGACCCCGGUACUGUCGUCGACACUGGCGUUGUGAGCAGCCAGUUUUACGAUUUUUACCUUAACUCCCACGCAGGGAUUAUCGGCACCAACAAGCCCGCCAAAUAUACUGUGCUUGUCGAUGAAAACAAUACUCCGGUGGACGCUCUUCAGGGGUAUAUCUUCCGCCUUGCUCACUGUUUCCAACGCUGCAGUCGCUCGGUAUCUAUGGUGAACAGCGCAUACUACGCCCAUUUGCUCGCGUUCCGAGGCCGCGCGUAUCACAAGGACAAUUCGGAUUCUGGAUCUGUGUCAUCAUCGCAUUCGAUUGUCCCUUCUGCGCCGAAGUUUCAUAGAUAUGUGGAGAACAUUCUCUUCUUCCUUUAACUUUUGCAUUCGAAAGACUUACGGGUGGGGACCACAUAUCUUCUCGAAAGUAUACGAACGUUCAGCUUCAGUGCAGAAGUGAAAUAGUGCAUCAGGUGUAACUGACUAAGCGAUCAAACAGUGAUCAAAAAAGUCAAAACAUGACGAGAUAAGUGCAGCAGUGUCGGGAAGCUAGAGUCAAGGAUCGGUGACCACGGGCCCCAGAUCUGGACCUUCAAUUAUCUUUUCUGGUCUUCUUACAUUGCACGAAAUUUAAGAAAAGAAGAAAUGCCCUCAACACGCAAAUGAAUUUCCAUCCGGAUAAGAACUACACUUACCUUCUGGCCCUUGCAAAACAUCUGGUGGGGAAGAACAGCUGGAUACCCUUGAGAAAUUGUUCCUUUGAUAUGCUCUUUAUGAAUUACCACACAUUGUAAAAACCCAUGAUGCAGCAUAAUCUGCUCAGACUUCUUGGGCUUUCAUUGUACAGUACUCAAGACUUGCGAAAGUUGUACUGUAAAUGCCGCGGACAAAUACGUCAAGCACAUGGUGAUAAACCAAUGGUCUA
This is a messenger RNA of Chondrus crispus (carragheen), 3142 nucleotides long. Its product is annotated as Protein argonaute 1 (translation initiation factor eIF2C 1). The coding region runs from base 1 to 2595 and encodes 864 amino acids. Gene Ontology annotation, molecular function: protein binding; RNA binding. NCBI's taxonomy places the organism in Eukaryota, Rhodophyta, Florideophyceae, Gigartinales, Gigartinaceae. The transcript is spliced from 2 exons. The record is from RefSeq and is a predicted model, not a curated record.